GGGGAGGUUUGGGCUUGUUUGGUGUUUAAAACUACUGGGAUUCCUCACUUUAUUUGGACUUCAAUUGUUGUUUGUUCAAUGAUUUUAGUUUUGUACUUAAUGUCUGAUUUCUUGACAUUUCUAUGGAAUAGUAAGGAUAAUGUUUCCUAUGGAAAUGAUUGAUGGUUGUUAAGCAUGUUUUUAUGAAGGGGAUGGUUACAGUAUAUAGCCUGGUUUUGAAUGAGGAGUACUAGGACAAUAGGUUACCAACUCAUAUACAUCAUCUUACUGGUAUAGAUUAUGCAAAUACAUUCUAUUCAAAUACACACAUCAUUGUUCAGUCAUUUGUUUUAGUCAUCUCUUAGUAAACAUGAUGGGGUUGGAUAUGAAGACUAGAACGUGAACUAGACUAGAGGUAGACACAGUUUGUAGUUGUACUGCCCACAUGUCUGUCUCUAUUGUGCUCUCUGUCUGCCUAAUGUUUGUCACCAUGGGGUCUAGUUUUCUGUGUAGUUGGAUGUAGGUUCUGCCUGUAUUGGCCCUGCGCUACAGUAGUGUACUGUAGCCUGGGGAUUUGAAGUGAAUGCCAGAGAGGUAGAGGGGACAGAAGGACAGUGGGGCAGCGGGUGCAGAGCAGAGUGCCAGGGCCUUACAGAUCUGACUAUAAAUACACACGUCAUGUGACACUUCCAGCCAUUGUUGUUAUUCUGGUUUGCAUGGCCUGGCUGUUGUGUUGUUCAGAAGCUUUUUAUAGAGCUUUUUAUCGUCCCAGUUACACUUCUGAGAUCUGAGCUGAAUAUGAAGAAUAGGCCUAUAAUCGGCUCUAUUUAACAGAAAUAUGAGAUUUGUAUGUUUUCACUACUUUUAAUUGAUGGCAAUGGACCAUAACAGUAGUGUGUCCCCCACGUGUUGUAGUCUGUGUGUGACUGUCUGUGUGACUGACUGUCUGACUCCCCUGCUGUAGUCUGCUAAUGCUGCUAGGUUUUGCUGGUGACAGUCAGUACCAUGGUGUCAGUCAGUUUAGCCUGUCUCAGCAGCCUGCCAGCCCAUUCUGUCUGGAUUAAGGCCUGGCUAUCUGGGACACCAUUGUCUGCUGGAGCGUCAUCGCCACCUCAGAUAUGCAGGCCUUAUGUAUGCAGCUGUUGAACAAAUGGAUUGGAAACACGCCUGCUCACAUAAACUGAGACGUUCAAUUCCGUAUUCACAACUCGGUCACUUCUUAGUGUGUGUGAUUCUGGUGAAGUUAUCUAGGAGUUUUACAGUGAGCUGUAACAGUGUUUGGAUGGGAGUCUGAUGGACAUCUGGAUCUGCUGAGGGAAGGAGUAAAUCCCAUGGCAGGAAGUGCUGAUGUGUGUAACAGUACUGAUCUUCCAGAGGUGGAGAUCAUCAGUCUGCUGGAGGAGCAGCUGCCCCACUACAAGCUGAGAGCAGACACCAUCUACGGGUAUGACCACGACGACUGGCUCCACACCCCUCUCCUCUCCCCCGAUACCAACCUGGACCUCACCGUCGAGCAGAUUGAGGAGACUCUGAAGUAUUUCCUUCUAUGUGCUGAAAGAGUGGGCCAGAUGACUAAGACGUACAGUGACAUAGAUGCUGUUACUCGUCUGCUUGAAGAGAAAGAGCGGGACUUGGAGCUCGCCGCCCGCAUCGGCCAGUCACUGCUGAAGAAGAACAAAACCCUCAGUGAGAGAAAUGAAUUCCUGGAGGAGCAAGUGGAGCACAUUCGAGAGGAGGUUUCUCAGCUGCGCCAUGAUCUGUCUAUGAAAGAUGAGCUUCUCCAGUUCUACACUAGUGCAGCAGAGGAGAGUGAAGGAGAUUCGUCCACCUGUACCCCCAUCCGCCACAAUGACUCCACACUGUUGGUGCCAAGUUACUUCCCCCUGGACUCACUGCAGAAGAAACUCAAAGACUUGGAGGCAGAGAAUAUCUCUCUUAGAUCAGAGGCCAGUCACCUGGAGACGGAGACAGAGGAGUACGAGGAGAAGGAGCAGCAGCUGGUCAACGACGUCGUCAAAGAGCUGAGAGAUGCCAACCACCAGAUGUCCACCCUGGCGGAGGAGCUGGCGAGGAAGACGGACGACGCGUCUCGCCAGCAGGAGGAGAUCACACACCUCCUGUCCCAGAUCGUAGACCUGCAGAAGAAGUCCAAGUCUUAUGCAGUGGAAAACCAAGAGCUCACCCAGCAUCUAGGAGCUGCCAAAGAUGCCCAGCGCCAGCUCACUGCUGAGCUGAGGGAGUUGGAGGAUAAGUAUGCAGAGUGUAUGGAGAUGCUCCAUGAGGCCCAGGAAGAGCUGAAGAACCUCCGGAAUAAAUCACUACCUCUCAGUACACCCCGACGCUUCCACUCCCUGGGCCUGUUCCCUAUGGACUCUCUAGCUGCUGAGAUUGAGGGCACCAUGAGGAAGGGGCUGGCUAUGGAUGACCCGGAAGUGGAAGAGCAGAAGUUGCACCCCAAGCGUGUGUUUGAGACUGUGAAAAACAUUAACCUGAUGCGUCAGCGCUCCUCUCUGGCCCCGUCUCCCAUGAACAUCCCCGGCUCCAACCGGUCGUCCUGUCUGAACUCUGGCCGCUCCAGCUGCCUGUCCACGCCCCGCUCCAGCCUGUACGGAGGAGAUAUGGGGAGCAUCCUCAUAGACAACCACACCAACAGCUUCAUACUGGAGACGCCUGACCAAAGUGCGGAUGAUUCCAACAAGAAACCAGGGACCCCUGGAACGCCGGGCUCUCAGGAUCUGGAAGCAGCCCUGCGACGUCUCUCCCUGCGGCGGGACAACUACCUGAGCGAGCGGCGCUUCUUUGAGGAGGAGAGGGAUCGGAAGCUCCAGGGGCUGGUGGAGAAGGGAGAGGUGUACAACGGCAGUAUGACCCCCACAGAGAGCAUCAUGUCCCUGGGAGGAACCCACCCCUCUUCCAUCUGGUCUGGGUACUCCUUCAGCUCCCGCUCCUACCUGCCGGAGAAGCUGCAGAUUGUCAAGCCUCUGGAAGGCUCAGCCACCCUGCACCAGUGGCAGCAGCUGGCCCAGCCCAACCUGGGUGGGAUCCUGGACACGCGGCCUGGUGUGGUCACUAAGGGCUUCCGUCCUCUGGAACUAGACCUGGAGCACAUGUACCUGUUCACUGACUUUGAGGAGGAGGACUUUGAGGUAGUAGAGGAGUCUGACCACACGUCUGUCCACAGCCUCUCUGCCUCAGGCUCUACCCCCGGCACUAGUGGCAUCUCCAUCCUCAGCCAGCAGGGCCUCCGUACCCGCUCCUCCUCCUGCUCCUCCUCCUGCAGCGGCAGAGCCAUCAACAACAACCUUCCAGAGGGAGGGGUUGGGGGUGAUGGAGAACCUAGGGAAGAGGGCGAGACAUUAGGCCCAGGCAUCACAUCACUGUUGUCCCCCGCACCUCCAGACAGAGAGAACCAGGAGAACCAGGAUCAGGCUGCAGCCGCUGACGGGGUGUCCGCCCACUACCCUGGUAAAUGCAUGUCCAACACCAGCUCCACCUAUACCUUCACCACCUGUCGGAUCAUGCACCCCUCAGACGAGCUGACCAGAGUCACCCCCAGCCUUAUGUCGGGCCCUACUGCCUUCUGCGUCAUGACCAGCAGCAGCAGCGUCAGAUCUACCCCCUGCUCAACCCCUUGCACCCCGCGCCGCCUCAGCCUGGCAGCCGAGUCCUUCACCAACCUGAGAGACUCCACCAAGACCAUGAGCACUAGUGGAGGUCUGGUGCGGCUCCUCCAGGAGCGAGGCAUCUCUGCAGCAGUCUACAACCCUCAGAGCUGGGACCGGGCAGACUGUAGCACCUCCAUCCCCACUGGAGGGGUACCGUCGCUUCUACCGCCGCGGCCCCCCAACACCCUACCCUUCAUGCCGCCCAAUUCCCCAACCCACCGCUCCCUCUGCGCCAAACCCAGCAGCCCCGUGGGCCCCUUCGACCUCAGUCCCAGCGCCCCCCCCUAUGACAACUUCCUGGCGUCGAAGCCGGCCAGCUCCAUCCUGAAGGAGGUGAGGGCAGAGGCCCGGAGCAGUGAGUCAGCAGACAGCGAGUGUCAGACUGACGUCAGCGUCCACAAUCUGAAGCUGGUGGACAAGCUGAAGCGCUUCAGCGUGGCUGGGGCCGGCCCCUCUUUAUCAGGGGCCACGGGGCCCACCAUGCUGGGGCCCCUCAGCGGCCUCCACCGCCCUUCCCACUUCUGCCCUUCUGUGGUGACCAGUCCCAUAGGGGGCCUCGGCCCCGCUCUGAACGCAGGCAUCCGCCGUAACCGCAGCUACCCGGCCAUGGUAGGAGCCGGCAUGGCUAUGAAGGGCCCGGGGCCCCACAGCCCCACAGACAUGCUCCUGGCUUCUUCCUCCAAGCUCCCCAGACAGACUAGUCUCAAUGAUGGGUGAAUGAAUGUUGACUUUUCUCUUCUGUCUGUCACCUGUCAGAUGAGUUGGAUGUAUAUAUAGCUGCUGUAUGAGGCCCCGGUCUGUGACAAAUCAACUCUGUGCCUGAAAGAGAUGCCCUUUCUUUUUACAGAACAUUUUGUAUCAAUGCUAAUUAUUUUGUCUUUCUUUCUCUAUUCUGUCUCGCUCUCUCCUCUCCUGUCCUCUCUUUCUGUAUUCUGUCUCUCUCUCUCCUGUCCUCUCUUUCUCUGUCCUGCUUUUCUUUCUCUGUCCAGCUUUUCUCUCUCUGUCUCUCUCCUUACAUCCCUCAGUAAAUAGUACCAUGAUGUGUUACUGUUUUAUUGUUGAUUGGCCCUGCAGAUCGGUAGGCUGAAGAACAUGUACUGUAGCACCUGUUAUCUGUUUAGGAAACGGAGCGCUUCCAAGCCCAGGUAAACUCAUAUUAAAGAUCUAUUUAUUUUAUUCCCAGGUCUAAACGUAUACAUGUAGAGAUAAAACACUGUCUCUUCCUGUUAAUUAGCCAAUGAGUGGCAAGCAGUACCAGGGAACGCACCUUAAGUGGUAUUUAGGGGUGUUCAGUGACAUCCAUGACAAUAUGCACAGAACUAAGACCUUUAUUGAGGAAAUGAAAUGUUGGAGGUACAGUAUUCAUACUACUAGCUAGCACAAUACUGGGCAACAACACAUGUUAUUCACCUCAGAGUUUAUCCAAAUAAAGAGUGGGAAGGAGCCACACUUGAAGCUAAGAGGGAUGCAUGGAUGUUUGCCGUGAAUGAAUAGGCUAUGGUUUGAACUUGGAUACAUUGUAACAGACCAACAUGAUUUAUAGACAUUUGUGUGCAGUGCGAGUAUGUGAACUUGUGUGUGUAUAAAGUUGUUGAAAGAUUUACCUAUAGGCCUAGAUAGCCUAAGAAAGGCUUGAGUCAUUUGGUUAAGGUGAUAAUCAGAUAUACAGGACAUUUCAACCAGGGCCCACUAACUGCUGUCUCCCAAUACAAAAGGUGUGUAGGAGAGUUCUCUGGGAGGGAUGCCGUUGACUUUUAUGAGAGAAACAUUAUACAAGUUAGAUUUUUCUUCUGACUUUCAUCUUUCUGGUAACAAGCUUUGGUGACUGAACUGUUAGCUUUAAACUAAAGCCACUGUACUGUAAAUGAAGAUGUGGAACGGAGAGAUGGAGGGAAUACCUCCUAGUGCCUCAUACUUGACAUACUUCCAUUGUUGUUGGACUGACUGAUCUCUGGUUCCACCCUGGUAUGAGCAGACAACUGCUUUGUGUUCUGAGGAUAUCCUCCUCGUAGGAGUUUUAACUGCAGAGAAGAUGAGCUCUCAUUACAUCUUGGAGAGAUGCACUACAUGUGUUGAAAUAAAGAAGAAACACCUAUUAUUUAUCAUUAAUCUCUGACAGAAGUAGAGAUUCAUCCUUGCUGACAUUGUGUGUAACUUGAAUGUCCUUUGAAUGUAUUGUUUAACAGCAGAAAAUAUUAUGUCCAUAUGUCUGUUGAUUUAAAUGAUGGUUUUACUGCAUUUCAACUACAAAGGGAAUUAUUAUUAUACUACUUGUACAUUGUAAAUGGUAUGUAUGCAAUGAAUUUAGCCAUGUUAACUAUUUUUUAAUAAACUAGAAAAUAUAUAUAUAUAAGGGACAAAAAUGUUGUUCAGGCAAUGAAGUGGUCAGAACACUGGUAUAAAAACAAAAAACAAGGGUUUUGUGUUCCGGAAUUUCAAGAGCACCAAUUUGCAAAAAAGGCUAUUAUCAAUAAAACAAUUGAUAUGA
Molecule: messenger RNA, 6132 nt
Organism: Salmo salar (Atlantic salmon)
Lineage: Eukaryota; Metazoa; Chordata; Actinopteri; Salmoniformes; Salmonidae
Source: RefSeq, a predicted model, not a curated record